CUUCUCCCUCCUCAAAUAUAGUCCACACAUACACACUCUCUCUCUUUCAAUCACCCAUAUCUUAAUCAUUCAUCAAUCUUUUCUUCUAAAACCAAAUGCAAAAAAAACCCACAAAAUUAAGAAAAGAAAAAAAAAGAUUUUUUUUUUUUACUAGUAGCAUUUUGUUCCAACAACAACCAGUCCCUCCAAGAAACCAGAAGAUUCCCAUAAAUAUAGCGCUAAAGUUCCAAUACCCUCAUCAUCACCACCUUCCUAGCCACCCCUUUUUCUUUCUUAUCUCCAUUUCCACUAUCCUUCAUUACAAGCCAACAACAACCAAAAAAAGAGUCUUUUUUCAAACCCUAACCCUAAGCAUUUUCCAAGAAAAUCCAAAAGAGAAUUUGGUGAUUUAAUUUCCUUUGAAAAAACAAGAAAUACCCAAAGUGGGUAUUGCUCAAAUCAUCAAGAUUUGGCAAGUUUUAAUGUCCCAAAUGAAGCACAUUGACAAUAUCCCAUCAACCCCAGGAAAAUUCAAGAUGGAAAAAUCACCUUACAAUAGGCUAAGGAUGCAUUUUUCCUUAGCCAAGCUCACAUUUUGGUCAUUUGUUUUCUUGGGUUUGAUCUUUGUAUUCUUUUACAGAUCACCAGUUUCAUCAUCAUCCCCUGUUUCUUCAGAUCUUUCAAGAAGAUCUCUUAGAACAAGCUCUUAUGGUGGUCCAGCUUGGGAAAAAAGGAUUAAAUCUUCAGCUAAAGUAAGGUCACGUAAUGGUAUUUCUGUAUUGGUUACUGGUGCUGCUGGUUUUGUAGGUACUCAUGUUUCAGUUGCUCUUAAACGUCGUGGUGAUGGUGUAUUGGGUUUAGAUAAUUUCAAUGAUUAUUAUGAUCCUUCGCUUAAAAGAGCGCGUCAAGCGCUCUUAGAGCGAACGGGUGUGUAUGUUGUUGAGGGUGAUAUCAAUGAUGGCACCCUCUUAAAGAAACUUUUUGAUAUUGUUCCAUUUACUCAUGUAAUGCAUUUAGCUGCACAGGCUGGUGUACGUUAUGCUAUGGAAAAUCCUGGUUCUUAUGUGCAUAGUAAUAUUGCUGGUCUUGUUAAUGUUCUUGAAAUUUGCAAAAGUGUUAAUCCUCAACCUGCUAUUGUAUGGGCAUCAUCUAGUUCUGUUUAUGGAUUGAAUACUAAGGUACCCUUUUCUGAGAGGGAUAGGACAGAUCAGCCUGCUAGUCUUUAUGCUGCAACUAAAAAAGCAGGUGAAGAAAUUGCUCAUACAUAUAAUCAUAUAUAUGGGCUUUCAUUAACUGGAUUGAGAUUUUUCACCGUUUAUGGACCGUGGGGUAGGCCAGAUAUGGCUUACUUCUUUUUCACUAGGGAUAUCUUGAAGGGAAAGUCGAUUUCUAUAUUCGAGGCUGCUAAUCAUGGCACGGUAGCUAGGGAUUUUACCUACAUCGAUGAUAUAGUGAAGGGUUGUUUGGCAGCAUUGGAUACUGCUGAGAAGAGUACUGGAAGUGGUGGGAAGAAGAAAGGCCCUGCUCAACUACGGGUGUUUAAUUUAGGCAACACGUCCCCUGUGCCAGUUUCUAAUCUUGUCAGCAUUUUGGAGAGGUUGCUAAAGGUGAAGGCGAAGAGAUUGGUGAUGAAGUUGCCAAGGAAUGGGGAUGUGCAGUUUACCCACGCGAAUAUAAGUUCGGCCAAGAAGGAGCUUGGAUAUAAGCCUACUACAGAUCUACAGACGGGAUUGAAGAAAUUUGUUCGAUGGUACAUCAAUUACUAUGGUAAUGGAAAGAAGAGUGCCCGGUGAUACAUUCUUUCGAUUGUGCGGUAGGACCAUUCAAUUCUUGUUCAUUUUGAUUCUAUGAUUGUUUUUAACACAUCUGCGGUCGUUGCCUCCACUUUCUUGCUUUCUAAAUCUUGAUUGAUGAUGCCAUAUAUGGAGCACAUCAGAUCCCCCUGAUGAUAUGAUGAAGUUUUGUGGUGGAUGCACAUUGUUUGCCUGGGCAAUUUGAUCUGUAUCAAAUGGAACCUGAAACCAACUUUUAUUACUUUUGGAAUGUAAUUGUUGUAGUUUUAUCAAUUUAGAAUUCAUGACUGAUAGACCACUGCCGAUUGAUGGACAGCGGAUGUAUCAUCUUCAUUAAGUUUCUAAUAAGAGUAGCACACGAUAGUUCCACAUUUGGUUUUCUUCCUUAGAUUUAUUUGGUUAGGACAUUUCUGAGAUCAUCCUUUUACAUGAAUGCUGAGGUUGUAUAUUUCUUAUUUUGGCGGUUAAAUAAGAUUCCGUACUUUGUCAUUCUGUA
This is a messenger RNA of Lycium ferocissimum, 2268 nucleotides long. RefSeq names its product UDP-glucuronate 4-epimerase 3. Lineage: Eukaryota; Viridiplantae; Streptophyta; Magnoliopsida; Solanales; Solanaceae. The coding region runs from base 462 to 1772 and encodes 436 amino acids. The record is from RefSeq and is a predicted model, not a curated record. The transcript has a single exon.